AUGGACACGCUCCAACUAGCCUGCAUCCAGAUAGCCAUAGCCUUGCUCUUGCUUACUCAAGCCAAGAGCACCACAGAGGACACAUCUGCCGUGCGUCCAAAUAAUACGGUCCCCAGCUGUAUUGCCGGUGAGAGGUCUGCCCUUCUCGCCUUCAGGGCAGGUCUAUCAGACCCUACCAACCUCCUUCCAUCAUGGAAGGGUGAUGACUGCUGCCGAUGGAAGGGCGUCUACUGCAGCAACAGAACCAGCCAUGUUGUCAGGCUCGAUCUCCGAGGCCCAGGUUACAGAACCGGCAAUGAGAGCAGGCAGGUACUAGCAGGCAACAUAAGUUCCUCGUUGCUUGGUUUACAUCAUCUUCGGUAUCUCGACCUCAGCUACAAUCGGUUUGACAAGAUGCAAAUACCAGAGUUCAUGGGUUCUCUCCAUCAGCUAAGAUAUCUUGACCUAUCGUGGUCACAGUUCAUUGGAAGGAUACCACCGCAGCUGGGUAAUCUCUCCAACUUACAGUACCUAAAUCUUGACACCAUCUCAUACGUGAGUGUUGAUUCUUCUUUCCAUAGAGGCACAUAUUCCACCGAUAUCACCUGGUUGUCACGGUUAACUUCCCUUGAGCACCUGGAUAUGACUGGGGUGAACCUCAGUACAAUUGUUCACUGGCUUCGCGUGGUGAACAUGCUUCCAACUCUGAAAGUUCUUCGCCUUAUCCAUUGCCAGCUUAGAAUUAGCCCUGAUUCUCUAGAUAUCUCGAGCAAUGGUUUCUAUGGCCCGUUUCCAGAUGCGAUAGGUAAUAUGACCUCCAUUGUGGAGCUUGAUUUAUCAGAUAAUAACCUUGUGGGCAUGAUACCAUUUAAUAUGAAGAACCUAUGUAAUUUGGAGACAUUAGAUUUUUCUGUGAACAAUAUCAACGGGAGUAUAGCAGAAUUAUUCCAUCGAUUACCCAGUUGUUCGCGGAAUAAUCUACAAUGGUUGUCUCUACACCACAACAAUCUGACUGGAAGCCUGCCUACUACAGCAGUAGAAAGAUUAAGUAACCUGAGCUGGCUGGAUCUACACCACAACAAACUCACAGGUCAUGUCCCGGUGUGGAUAGGAGAGCUCAAACAACUAAUGAUGUUGGACCUUAGUUAUAACAACCUGGACGGGGUCAUACAUGAAGGUCAUUUAUCACGUCUAGAUAUGUUGGAGGAAUUGAGAUUAUCAGACAACUCCAUAGCCAUCACAGUGAGCCCAACUUGGGUUCCUCCUUUCAGUCUAGGAACAAUUGAACUUCGGUCCUGUCAGCUAGGGCCGAAAUUCCCAAUGUGGCUUAGAUGGCAAACACACGUAAUGUUUCUUGAUAUAUCAAACACAAGCAUAAACGAUAUAAUACCGGAUUGGUUUUGGACAGCAGCUUCCUCAGUAAUGUCUCUGAAUAUCCGAAAUAAUCAGAUUACAGGAUUCCUACCAUCAACAAUGGUAUUUAUGAGAGCAAAAGAAAUGGAUUUCAGUUCAAACCAGCUUGGUGGUCCAAUACCUAAGCUUCCCAUCACUCUAACCAACCUGGAUCUCAGUCGGAACAAUCUAGUUGGGCCACUACCAUUAGACUUUGGAGCGCCAGGGCUUGAAAACCUUUUUCUAUAUAACAACAUGAUCUCUGGGGCCAUUCCAUCUUCUUUGUGCAAGUUGCGAUCAUUGCAGUCAUUAGAUCUAUCAAGAAAUAACCUCAAUGGACCAAUUACUGAUUGCCCAGUCAAUGAGUCCAGCACAAACAUGACAGAUCUUAGCAUUGUUAAUCUAAGCUUCGGAAACAACAACCUCUCUGGUGAAUUUCCUUCACUUCUCCAGAAAUGUCCACGACUCAUCUUUCUUGAUCUCGGACAUAAUCAAUUCUCCGGGGCUUUACCAGCAUGGAUUGGGGAGAAGCUAUCAUCUUUGUCAUUCUUACGACUGAGAUCCAAUAUGUUUCAUGGUCAAAUUCCAGUCGAGCUUACAAAGCUUGUUAAUCUUCAAUAUUUGGACCUUGCAUACAACAAUAUAUCAGGGUGCAUACCAAGAUCUAUUGUUAACUGCACAGGCAUGAUACAAAAAGGUGACAAUUCUGAUGAACUUUUGUAUGGAUUCACUAGUGGAACAAGGCUUUUUCCUGAGAAUGAACUAGUUGACAAUGCGGACAGUGUCACUGUACUUACAAAAGGUCAAGAGAGACUAUAUACAGGAGGAAUCAUAGAUAUGGUGAAUCUUGAUUUAUCUUGUAAUAGUCUUACAGGAGAGAUUCCUGAAGAAAUCAGCACUCUUAUGGAAUUGAAGAACCUGAACUUAUCAUGGAACAACUUCAAUGGAAAAAUCCCUGAGAAUGUUGGUGCCUUAAUGCAAGUGGAGUCACUCGACCUAUCGCACAACGAUUUGUCUGGUGAAAUCCCUUCAAGCUUAUCGGCUCUCACAUCACUGAGUUGCCUGAACCUGUCCUACAACAAUCUGAGAGGAAGGAUACCAACUGGAAAUCAACUGCAAACACUCGAAGACCCAACAUAUAUUUAUAUUGGCAACCCCGGCCUCUGCGGUCCUCUCUCUGUAAAUUGUUCGUCACAGCCAGAGCCAAUUCCAGGAGAAAACCACGGAGAUGCAAGCGGCGACUUGGUUUCGUUUUUCCUCGCCAUGGGCUCUGGAUAUGUGAUGGGUCUCUGGGUGGUAUUCUGUACCUUCUUGUUCAAGAGGAGAUGGAGAGUUUCAUGGUACUCGCUCUGUGACAGCCUGUAUGAUUGGGUUUAUGUACAAGUGGCUGUUACCUGGACUUCCUUCAGAGCUAAAAUUAAUGGGUAG
This is a messenger RNA of Triticum turgidum subsp. durum (durum wheat), 2799 nucleotides long. The record is from the annotation of a GenBank genome assembly. Lineage: Eukaryota; Viridiplantae; Streptophyta; Magnoliopsida; Poales; Poaceae.